GCUGAAUCCGCGCUUAAAUGACGAACUCUUUUUAUACUCAUUGGCUGAAAGACUGUGAGGGGCAAGGCUCGUCAGAACUGAAAUCUCAAAACCAAAAAAUAUAUAAUCAAAUAAUAUAGCUAAUAAUGUGUUUAGGUGUGUGAAACUGAAAGUGGAAAAAUACUAAGAUUGUUGGGUGAAACCAACUUCUCCUAAAAAAUAAGGUGACCGGAAAGAGGGCUUCAAGGACUCCGGAAAUGUGCAGGAUAUCUGUGUAUGCCGCUGAAUUUGAAAGUUCACUCUGUCCUAUCCUGUUAUGGAAAAUAUUUUUUAUUCUUAAAAUGUGGUGUAUUCCAAUGUAUUUUCCUAAUAUAAUUCGUGGCAUGUGAUCACUACACAGUUGCGUUAGCUUUUUAUGUAGACAUUCGUCUAGCCAGCCGUACCAGUUGUUUAUUUUGUAGUUCGAACACCGGGCGCUAAACUGUUCUUUCGGCACGAUCUGUGAGAGUGGAUAUCCAGAUCCAGGGAUGGGUGUGCACGACCUGUGGUCCAUUCUUGGACCGGUUUGUGAGUCUGUGCCGUUGUACAGCCUCGCUGGAAAGACCCUGGCCGUGGAUCUAAGCUUGUGGGUAUGUGAGGCACAACACGUCCAAGGAAUGAUGGGGAAGGUCACCAAGCCACACCUUAGGAACCUUUUUUUCAGAGUCUCGUCUCUCACGCUAAUGGGAGUAAAGCUUGUGUUUGUCAUGGAAGGAGAGGCUCCAAAACUUAAAGCAGAGACAAUGAGGAAAAGGACGGAUAUGAGAUUCGGGGGGUUCAAAAAGGCCAUUCCUAAAACCACCACCACUAAAACAACCACUACUAAAGGAACCACUAGGGGGCGCUUUAAUGCUGUGCUCAGAGAGUGUGCGGAGAUGCUUGACUGUCUGGGGGUUCCCUGGGUCACAGCAGCAGGGGAGGCUGAGGCCAUGUGUGCCUACCUGGACUCCCAGGGCCUGGUGGACGGCUGCAUCACCAACGACGGAGACGCCUUCCUCUACGGAGCUCAGACUGUCUACAGAAACUUCAACAUGAACACCAAGGAUCCUCAGGUUGACUGCUACAAGAUGCCCCGGGUCCAGUUAGAGCUGCACCUGGAAAGGGAAACUCUAGUUGGCCUGGCCAUCCUUCUGGGCUGUGAUUACAUUCCUAAGGGUAUACCAGGUGUUGGUAAAGAAUUGGCGCUGAAGCUUAUCAAGACAUGCAAAGGACAAACUCUUUUACAAAAAUUCCAUCAGUGGAGGGAGGAGGGUGUGGGUGUUUCAGGAGAGGGCAGAAAGAAGCGCCCUCACUGCCUGGUGUGCCGCCAUCCCGGGUCGGCUAAGGCCCAUGAACGUGCUGGCUGUGUAUUGUGUGACAGUAAACACUUCUGUGAGCCCAAGGACUACGAUUACCAGUGCCCCUGUGACUGGCACCGCUAUGAGCCGACUUACCAAACCUCUUCAGUUGAGGCCAGUAUCAGGAAGAAAACUCUGGCCAGUGAUCAAUUCCCUUUCACAGAGAUCGUCAAUGAAUUUCUGAUUGAUAAAGACAAGCCUGUGCACCAUUUCAAAAGGAGAAAACCAAAUAUGUUGUUGAUGCAGAACUUUGCACAUGAUCAAAUGGAGUGGCCGAAGCACUACACAAGUGCAAAGGUUUUGGUCUUGAUGACAUACAGUGAGCUGAUGAACAGAAGACAUGGGAGAGAGACAUCGCCACAGAUUCAACCACUACAAAUAUGGAAACCACGAGUUAGAAACGCGGUGGCCUGCUUCGAAGUGAUCUGGAGGAAACCAGAUCACUAUGUGUUUCCUGAGGAGCACGCUGCAGCGAGCCGGGAGGAGGUGAGGACGGUGGAGGAAGAGGCUCUGUUCCGUGUGGCCUACCCAGAGGUGGUGGAGCUCUACCUGGCAGAGAAGGCCCUGGCGGAGAACAAGAAGACCAAGAAGAACAAACCGAAGAGCAAAAAAGAGGAACCAGCCGAUGCGUGUGAUGGAGUUUCUGACCUCCUGAGCCAGAUGUCUUUGCAUGGCUCUACCACUGAAAGAAACCCCCAACAGCCUAACCGUGAGCCCAAUCCAUCUACCGCGAGUCACCUCAGACCAGAGAGAGUUCCUCUCCUGUCCUCAGAGCAGUGUGUGAGCCCAGAGGACGAGGCCCCUCCAGAAUCUUCUACCAAGCUUUUGAGAACGAAGGUGGUAUCACCUCCCUCUCUGACCUCCUCUUGGAAAGGUCCGGAAAUGGCAACAUCUCCGUCCAUCUCAACAGUGAUGGACGCACUGCACCUAAGCGACAUCGACUGGGAGGCUAUGUCUUUCACUUCCUCGCCGACCCAACCUGUGACCAGCACUCACAUUGCAGGUCCCAAGCCUGUCAGAACCUCGCAGGACAAUGUCGAGCAAAGGGAAAGGAAAACAACACAGGCUUCCUCAUCUGAUCUCAGACCAGCUGAAUCGACAUCCUCAGAGCCGUGUGAGUCAGACUUUUCCCUUAGAGACAGGGUUCUUAAGAGGAAUACAUUCCAAUCUGUGAAGAUCAUUGAGCCGCACCAUGAUCAUGUCACAAAGCAUGUGAACACUGUGUCAAAGCCCAUAAAUCCUCUCUAUUCUCAUAACCAGGGUACCAAGUCAACUGUACUGAUUCCUAAUAAAGACCUGAUUGAUCGCAAGCCAGUAGGGAAGCCCCCGAAUAGCAACAAACUAGCUCCAUUGGUUGAUAAGGACCAGAAUGGGAAGUAUGAGCUCAACUCUGUAUCCUCAAACCAAAAGCUCUCAAAAAGCACCCACAGAUCCUCAGCACAACAAGUACAAAGAUCUAAAGACGAUGGGUCUGGUAAAUGCAAACCUCAACACAGGUAUACAUUUGUAAAGGCAGCCAUUUCGUCAUCCUCUGUCCCACCACUGCGAAGCCACUCUGAGCCCGGUGAGGGAGACAAAAACAGCAAACCACACCAUGCUACCAAGAAGAGCGUGUGCACCAGUGUGUGUUCAUCCAGCGAGGACAGCGACGUGGAGAACCGCCAGCCAGAAACCCAGAGGAGGGCUACAGACAAGCCCAGGUGCCUCAACCUCACUGACUACCCGCUGAAGCCCGUCUCCGUACCCAGCAUCACCAAGGUAGCCUCGGAAACCAUACCUGCCAGCGUGGUUGGGCAGGUGCGACGUAGUUGUGUUCCUUCCGAGGUGAAAUACCAGCUUGUGCCACUGAAACCAUCUACCAUUGUUGAUGAUGACGUGUUCAUUCAAAUCCCUAGUUCACCAGGGACCAUUUCCGAUGACGAUGACUCGGUGGUUUGUGCUGAGAGCCCACUGCCACUGGCUGAGCGGCUCAGGCUGAAAUUCUUGAAGUAAAUGUUGUAGUGUUGUAGGUGAUUUAAAUGGAGGGACCCAUUCUUUGGUUGUAUAUGUUGUACUCAAGUGGAGAGGAACAUUUUUUUAUUCGUGCAGUAAUAAAAUAUAAAAAGUAUUUUGAGAUGUAUAUGAUUUGGCAGAAUUAUUAAACACCCUUUACCAGUAUCUAUAUUUUCUGCAUAUUUCGAAAUAUUGGCCUACUUUGUCAUUGCUUCAUCCAAGUGCAUGCAAAAGGCACUAAAGCAAAUGAUUGCUAGGUCGAUAUUGCAUCCAUUUUCUUGCCUUGGUUGAUCAAUUAUACAACUUCCUGUAGAGCUAUUUAUUCUUGUCUUAUUUGAGAAGUAAACGUCCUUAUAAAUACAUAAACAAUCACUUGGUAAAAAAAAUCAUUUCACAGAUAUAGACUGGGGCGCAGAGGUUCUCGUCGUCACUGGCUCCCCAACAGUUGAGGUUUUAUGACCCACCCUGUGCUGGUUCUUUUGAUCAGUAGUGACUCGUUGCACACCUUUCCAGACAUGAAAGGCCUGUCAGGUUAGUGCGUCUCACGGAGUCUCGGUGACAGCUGCAUCCUCCUUGCUCGUGUGCGUAAUGACAUCCUCCGUAAGAACAUCCGGCAAACCAAUCUGUAGGCUUAUAAUUUGCUAUAAAAUACCGGAAAGACGACAUAUAAACUUUCAAAUAUAUUAUUUGUGCAUGUUGUUAGCCGUUACUUGAUGUGCGUAAUGGUUUUUACGCGCCCGCGCACUGCGAACUGUGAAUUCCACUUCAUUACAGGGAUUUUCUUCCAUCAGACUAUUGGGGUUAUUUGUCUUUCAGCAUACGUUAUCUUUUUUGUUGUAUGUUCCUUAAAUUGUCUCUGCAUGCCAGACGAAAAACAUGCACGCUGCUC
Molecule: messenger RNA, 4236 nt
Organism: Osmerus eperlanus (European smelt)
Lineage: Eukaryota; Metazoa; Chordata; Actinopteri; Osmeriformes; Osmeridae
Gene: gen1
Product: flap endonuclease GEN homolog 1
Exons: 13
Coding region: 507-3347 (946 amino acids)
Molecular function (GO): four-way junction DNA binding; 5'-flap endonuclease activity
Source: RefSeq, a predicted model, not a curated record